AUGUUAGCCAUUGCUCUAAUUUCCUUUCUCUUCUUACAACUCAUAACGGCCACUAUUUCUACCACGCCGCCACCGUAUAACGCCACUGUCUUUGUCUUGCUUAACUGUGGCGCACAAUCAGCCACCACCGAUGAAACUGACCGUCGAUGGGAUACUGAUACUCACUUUCCAAAUUUCUUACCUUCCAACUUUUCAAGCAUAUCUACAACAGCCACAGCUUCUGAACAAGAUCCUUCGGUCGAUAGAGUUCCUUAUACGACUGGUGCUCGUAUCAUGAAAUCUCGAUUCACUUACACUUUCCGUGUUUCUCCUGGCGCCAAAUUCCUCCGUCUCUAUUUUUACCCCGCUAAUUACUCUGGCUUCAACAAAGCUGAAUCUUUUUUCUCCGUCACAGCUAAUCAUUUAACCCUCUUGAGUAACUUCAACGCUCUCGCUGCAGUUACCGAUUCUAGUAAAGCUCUUCGAAAAGAAUUUGUCAUUAAUGUUGAUGAAACUCAGAUUCUUAAUGUGACCUUUUCUCCCUCGCCAAACUCUUAUGCUUUUGUUAAUGGGAUAGAGAUACUUUCCAUGCCUACCAAUCUCUACAUCCGUGGAAACCAUCGCAUUGAAUUGGUGGGCCAGAAUGAUUUUUUUUACAUCAAUAACAGCACUGCUCUUGAAACUUUGUACAGGCUGAACGUGGGAGGCAAUUUUGUUGGUAGCACAGAGGAUACAGGGAUGUAUCGUGUAUGGGAUUCAGAUGAUGCAUUUGUUGUUGGAUAUGGCUAUCAAACUCCUCAUUUUGAUGUCAACAUCACUUACACUUCUGAAACCCCGGCUUAUUCUGCGCCAACCAUAAUUUACACAACCUCUAGGACCAUGGCCAAUUACAGCAAGGGCCUAGAUUGGGAAUUCCCUCUAAACUCUGGUUUCUAUUAUCUUUUCAGGCUCCAUUUUUGUGAGAUUCAGCCGGAAGUUAAGGGAGUGAACCACAGAUUUUUCGACAUAUACAUUGGAAACCAAAUGGCAGAGCGAGCAGCGGAUGUAGUUGAAUGGAGUGGCGGCUGGAGAUUCCCGGUUUACAGAGACUACGUGGUGAAUGUGCCUAACCCAGACGACCGACAAAACAAGCAAAAUAUUACGCUUGAAUUGAGUCCUAACAUGAACACAAAAGCUGUGUAUGCUAAUGGUACCUCAGAAUUAGCGUAUUCAAAUGUUAUCCUAAAAGGCUUAGAAAUUUUCAAAGUGGGUGAUGCAAAUGGGAGUCUGGCCCCGUCAAUUCAUGAAUUGCCCUCCGGAAAUCCGGCCGCCUUGACUCCUGAAUUUGCCUCAGAAGCUCCGAUCGCUUCAUUAGCUUUUCCUAACAACAAGAAGAAAAGAAUAUCAUGGUAUAUCAUUGUUGCUAUCAUCACAGGUGUGACUAGCGGUAUUGCUUUUUUUUCGAUUCUGGGUUUCUUAAUUUCCCGACGACGAAAUGGGGGAAAAGAUUCUGGUACAAGUGUUACCAAGUCAUCAUCACCACCAUCCGAUCUGUGCCGACACUUUUUAAUAGCAGAGAUAAAAAACGCUACCGACAAUUUUGAUGAAAAAUUUGUGAUUGGAUAUGGAGGUUUUGGUAAUGUUUAUAAAGGGUACCUUGACAAUGGUACAACCACAGUUGCAGUCAAGAGAUCGAAUCCUUCAUCAAAGCAAGGGGUUCGCGAGUUCCAAACAGAGAUUGAGAUGUUAUCAUCAAAGCUAAGGCAUCGACAUCUAGUGUCCUUAAUUGGUUAUUGUGAUGAUAAGAAUGAGAUGAUCUUGGUUUAUGAUUACAUGGCUAAUGGAACUCUUCGUGAUCACUUGUACAAUACUCGCAAUGCUCCUCUUCCAUGGAAGAAACGCCUUGACAUUUGCAUUGGUGCAGCUAAAGGAUUAUAUUACCUUCAUUCAGGUACCAAACAUAUGAUCAUUCAUCGAGAUGUCAAGUCAACUAACAUCCUAUUGGACGAUAAAUGGGUCGCCAAGGUGUCCGAUUUUGGAUUGUCCAAAGUAGGUUCAGUAGGUGGGACAGAUAUUACCCAUGUUAGCACUGCAGUGAAAGGAAGUUUUGGGUAUGUAGAUCCUGAAUACUACAAGCGUCAACGAUUGACAGUAAAAUCAGAUGUUUAUUCUUUUGGGGUGGUUCUGUUUGAAGUGUUAUGCGGUAGGCCAGCAAUAAAUCCAAACUUGCCAAGUGGGCAAGUGAAUUUGGCUGAAUGGGCUUGUAGGAGUUGUAAAAAGAGAGAACUUGAAGAAAUAAUUGAUCCUAACUUGAAAGGACAAAUAGCCCCAGAAUGCUUAAGGAAGUUUGCAGAAUUGGCAUAUCAUUGUUUGAGAAAAGAAGGGGUUCAAAGGCCAUCAAUGGGUGAUGUUGUAAAAACUUUAGAAUUUGCAUUACAGGUUCAAGAGGGUGCAGAUCAUGAGGUGGAAGGAUCCUCUUUUCCGUUGAUUAUUAAUGGUGAUGCUAUGAAUGAAGAUGAGAUAUUCUCAGAUUUAAGUGAAGUUGAAAGAAAUUUGACAAGCAUGUCGGUCAGUAGGAGUGCCAAAGUGAACAAUGUUGCCCUUUUCUCUGAGAUUGUCAAUCCAUUGGGUCGAUGAAAUUGUUAUGAUCAUAGUUCGAUACAUUGAAAUUACAUGUAUUUUGUUUU
Solanum stenotomum is the source of this 2645-nucleotide messenger RNA. RefSeq names its product receptor-like protein kinase FERONIA. Gene Ontology annotation, cellular component: plasmodesma; plasma membrane. Gene Ontology annotation, molecular function: ATP binding; transmembrane receptor protein tyrosine kinase activity. Gene Ontology annotation, biological process: protein autophosphorylation. Lineage: Eukaryota; Viridiplantae; Streptophyta; Magnoliopsida; Solanales; Solanaceae. The coding region runs from base 1 to 2595 and encodes 864 amino acids. The transcript has 2 exons. The record is from RefSeq and is a predicted model, not a curated record.